Messenger RNA from Macrosiphum euphorbiae (potato aphid), 1098 nucleotides. The record is from the annotation of a GenBank genome assembly. Lineage: Eukaryota; Metazoa; Arthropoda; Insecta; Hemiptera; Aphididae.
AUGACGGAUAUAAGCAACAUUCAGCUGGGCAAUACGUCCAAUAUAGUGCUGUACGCUGACGAUAUUGGUCUUACAGUGGCAGCGGCGAGGCCCCGAACCGCACAUAGCGGAAUUGAGAUUUACCUUGACAGUCUUAAAGCGUGGGCUAAGGCAUACGAGCUGGAGUUCUCGCCGACUAAGAGUCAGUUACUCAGCCUGAAAGGAGGACUGAUGCCCGGUUACUCGGUCGGCUUUGGCUCGGGAGAAAACGACGCCAGGAUCGUGGCUGAAGUUACAGCAAAGUACCUGGGUGUCAUUCUAGACCCCAGAGAGAGCUUCUGGGACCAUGUGUCGUCCCUCAAGACUAAAUCAGAGGGCAUGUACCGCAGACUCAGGCAAAUGACGUCGGCAAAUUGGGGCAUGGGCCGAGCGGCAGCCAAAGUAAUUUACGAAGUGGUUUUCCUCCCACGUAUCACUUACGCGGCUGAAAUCUGGGCUGAAGGUGGGUGUACCCUAAAGAAAAGCAUAGCAGCCCUUGGAAGCAUGCAGAGAGAACCGCUCAGGGCAAUCACUAGCAGCUAUAAGACUGCGUCAACUAACUGCCUCUCGGUCGUGGCGGGUGUACUCCCACUCGACCUUGAGGUCAGGAGGGUAGAGCAGAAAUGUAGGAUACGAGCCGGCGGGAUAACUAGCGAAGAGUAUAACUUAGGACUCAGUGCACUCAUGGAGGAGUGGCUGGUCAGAUACGACGCAGUCGACAAGGGAGAAUGGACCAAGUUCAUGAUCCCAGACGUCGCUAGACGAUGCGGGCUGACACUGGAGUUAGACCACUAUACGACACAGUUCCUUACCGGACAUAGAGACUUCCGAAGCAAGCUCUACAGUUUCAAGCUCCAGCCCAACCCCAACUGCGUCUGCGGUAAUGGGGCAGAGACAGUCAGGCAUGUACUCCUAACAUGCACAAGAACGCGAGGGUUCCGUGAAAAACUAAUAGCCGCGAUGACGGAAGAAGGGGUGGCUUGGCCCCCGGAAAGUGGAGCCUUCCUCAGUACAAGGAAAACAUACGAAGCACUUAAAAGGUUCAGUAAAAACAGUCUGCAGAACAGAACCGAUAGGUAG